CAACCCAACAGAUCCCAGAGAAAGGAUUACACCGUCUACCUUUCCUGCCCACAGGGACAUCAUGGCUCCGGGCCCCAGCGUUAGAGGGCCACUUGUGGGUCUGCUUCUGCAGCUUGUCCUUAUCUGCUCCGCUCAAAGGAGCCAAGGACCUGCUGGCCCUCCUGGACCUGCAGGUGUCCCAGGAAUUGAUGGCAUUGAUGGGGAAAGGGGAGCAGAUGGCGAUGAGGGACUUCCUGGCCCUGGUGGAGAUGCAGGCAAACCUGGCUCUUCAGGAUUACCUGGCAUUCCUGGAAAUGAUGGUUUGACCGGCCUCGUUGGAGAUCCUGGGCCCGACGGUCCCCUCGAACAGAAAGGAGAACCUGGAAAGUCUGGACCUCGCGGAGCCACUGGCGUUGGGCCUGAUGGACUGAUGGGACCACCUGGACCCGGAGGACUUGGGGGUGAAGUUGGAAAAGUUGGAACAAUUGGGUCCAUCGGUGUGAGAGGGCCACAGGGACCCCAUGGGCCAACGGGGGCCAGAGGUGCAGCUGGAAUGCAAAGCAGCGCUGAGCUGUGUCCAAACUCUUGUCCGCCUGGGACCUCGGGACAUCCUGGUCUUCCUGGCAUGAAGGGCCACAAAGGUGUAAAAGGUGAAGGAGGAGAACCCGGGAAACAAGGGCACAAGGGGGGGGAGGGAGACCAGGGAGGUGCAGGGGAGGUCGGCUCUCAAGGACCAACGGGUUCUCAGGGGAUUCGUGCAGCCAUGGGAAUGAUGGGCUCCAAGGGAGAAUUGGGAACUCGAGGCUUUGAUGGAAAUCCAGGUCCGCAGGGUGUUGCCGGGGCAACUGGGGAUCAUGGCCAGAGAGGCGUGACGGGCGAGCUCGGGCCUAACGGUGGGGCGGGCGUCCUCGGGCUGAGAGGGAUCACCGGGCUUCCUGGUCCCAAAGGAGACGCCGGCUUGCCGGGUGUGGACAGUCGCGAGGGUAUUUCUGGGAUGCCUGGAGCAAAGGGAAGCUUUGGGAAGGCAGGCGUGCCUGGAGAGGUUGGACUUCAGGGGCUUCCUGGUUUGCCUGGUGCACCUGGACCAAUAGGCUUGAGUGGCCUUAAGGGAGACGCUGGCCUGGCCGGCCUCCUGGGAACAUCGGGGCCUGCUGGCAAAGCAGGUGAUCGCGGAGAACAGGGCGAGCUGGGACCCGGCGGACCGAUUGGUGAACCUGGAGCUGUUGGAAGACAAGGCCCCAUAGGUUCAUCUGGCAAGCCAGGUGCCAGGGGACCCAAAGGUGACCCCGGCCUCUCCGGCCUCCCUGGUCCGUCUGGCCUGCCCGGGGUGAAGGGAGAGAGGGGAGAACGUGGAGAGGGAGGAACCAAAGGAGAACAGGGAACACAAGGGGAUGAGGGAAACCCUGGAGACAAAGGGGAGUAUGGUGACACAGGAGAAUCUGGACCUAAAGGAGAGGUCGGUAUCCCCGGUGAAGCUGGCAAAAGAGGUCCGGAGGGGAGUCGAGGCCAGCCAGGGAUCGAGGGGCCGCCUGGCACACCUGGACCGAGGGGCAUGCAGGGCAACAGGGGUCCACCUGGAGUCAGAGGGUCCCAGGGCCCCGCGGGUAAAGAGCCGAACGAUCAACACAUCAAACAAGUUUGCAUGCGAGUCAUGCAAGAACAACUGGCCCAGUUAGCUGCUAGUCUAAGGAGGCCGGAGAGCGGUGCCGCUGGGUUACCUGGAAAACCUGGCCCUCCAGGGCAAUCUGGUCCUCCAGGAGACAACGGCUUCCCUGGGCAGGGGGGAGCAAGAGGCCUUCCGGGACUCAAAGGGCCACCAGGACAUCUUGGACUGAAAGGACCCAAUGGUGAGAUGGGAGACAGGGGCUCCAGGGGGCCCACGGCACGAGGACCUAAAGGUCAGCCAGGAGUUCCCGGACUUCCUGGUGAGCCGGGCAAACUGGGCUACGGUCAGGACGGUCGGGACGGCCAGAGAGGACCUCCUGGCGUUCCUGGACAGUCGGGUGUACCCGGGCCUCCCGGCGACGCCGGUCCCAACGGUUACUGCGACCCGUCGGCGUGCAACCUCCAGGCAGGGGCGGCCCACCAGUCUCUGGAUGUGAAGGGGCCUGCAGGGAACUAAGGGCCACUCCGGCAUAGACAGACUCACUGUUGGACUCGCUCUUCCGGGCACACACCAGUUUUCAGUUUCUUUCCCAGGGCCCCUCGGUCGUGUGGGGCCUCCACCCGUUAGCCUCUCGUCUUGUGAGCAUGUUUUGUGCCGUCCACUUCUCCGUCAUCAGCCAGCCAGGAAAAAAAACAACAUUUUCUUUUUGCUGUGCUGCCAGAAUAUCGCUUCUUCUUGUUUUUCCCCCCCGAGAGAUGUUUUCACAUUACAGGAAGCUGUGCUCACAUUCAUGAGACGAAAGGACCAGAGAUGUUUGUUUAUUCCACUCUCCUUGCUCCCUCUGCCUGCAUCUAUUUUUUAUGCUCACCAUUUACAGGGUUCUUCCAUAAAAGCUCCUCCGCUUUCUCUCAGAACAUUUUGAAUAACCACCUAAAGCGAAGCCUUUUUCAAUUAUUUGGGUGUUAUGUACCAAAGAUAAACCCUUUCAAUAAACUUCUAUGUCUGGCUGUGUUCCGGCGUCGCUGUUCAAAACAAAAAGUAGAGAGGAUGAAUUUAUCAAGUCACGCUGACUUCAGUUUUUUGAAAAUGUUGUAAAUCUGUAAAAAAAUAAAUAAUUGUUUGAA
This is a messenger RNA of Pseudoliparis swirei, 2709 nucleotides long. RefSeq names its product collagen, type IX, alpha 1b (gene col9a1b). NCBI's taxonomy places the organism in Eukaryota, Metazoa, Chordata, Actinopteri, Perciformes, Liparidae. The transcript is spliced from 32 exons. The record is from RefSeq and is a predicted model, not a curated record. Bases 62 to 2101 code for a protein of 679 amino acids.